AUGCAAAAUAAUUCUAAAACCAGAGAGAUGUUUAUCGUACGAGCUUUGGAAAAAAUACUAGCUGAUCGGGAUGUCAAGCGAUCGCACCUCUCGCAACUCAGGAAGUCCUGCGAGUCUGCGCUUGAGGAUCUUCGCAAUGAGAUCAAAGACGUGCCGGUUGGGCAGGGUGAAGAGGUAACGUCAAAUGCAUUGCCGCAGCCCAAGAGCGAUUCAAAUGUCAUCACUGCAGAGAAGUACUUCUUGCCGUUCGAAUUAGCAUGCCAGAGCAAAUCACCGCGGAUCGUGGUGACUGCGCUUGACUGUCUGCAGAAGCUGAUAGCAUAUGGUCACUUGACUGGCAAUGUGCCUGACUCUACGGAACCUAGUAAGCUGCUGAUCGUGCGCAUCGUUGAGACCAUCUGCGGCUGUUUCACCGGUCCGCAGACCGACGAGGGCGUACAGUUGCAGAUAAUCAAGGCCUUACUGACCGUAAUGACGAGCCAACACGUAGAGGUGCACGAGGGCACGGUGUUAUUGACGAUCCGCACCGUCUACAACGUCUACCUGGCGUCACGUAAUCUGGUGAACCAGACGACAGCUCGCGCAACCCUCACUCAGAUGAUCAAUGUGAUAUUCGCGCGUAUGGAGUCUCAGGCCGAGGAGGAGAGCGUGAAGAUCGACGGUGAAGCUCAGCAAGAGACCGGAGGAGGCACUGUCGUGGCGAACGGUGAAGCUGAGGCAGAGCUAAGCGCAGAGAAUGCCACCAACGGUGAUGCUACGGAUCCUCAGACGAUUGUCCGAGGCAUCCUCGACGAUGUGGUAAACUCGGUGGUGCCGUUGGAGGAGGAAGUCAGUCUUGAAAAUGGGCCGGAGGACAACGGCGACGAGGCGACCGCCGAGAGCGACAACAUGGUCACCGCUAAGUUCACGCAUGUGUUGCAGAAAGACGCGUUCCUCGUGUUUCGCGCUCUCUGCAAGCUCUCGAUGAAGCCGUUGCCGGACGGCACCCCAGAUCCGAGGUCGCACGAGCUCCGCUCCAAGAUUUUGUCGUUGCAACUGCUGUUGGGAAUCCUGCAAAACGCCGGCCCGGUGCUGCGCUCGAACGAGAUGUUCGUCAUCGCGAUCAAGCAGUAUUUGUGCGUCGCCUUGUCGAAGAACGGAGUCUCGUCGGUGCCGGAGGUGUUCGAACUGUCGUUGGCUUUGUUCUUGGCACUGCUCGCGCGCUUCAAGGUGCACCUCAAGAUGCAAAUCGAGGUGUUCUUCAAGGAAAUCUUCAUGAACAUCCUCGAGACUUCCAGCAGCUCCUUCGAGCACAAGUGGAUGGUUAUACACGCGCUCACUAGGAUCUGCGCGGAUGCCCAGAGUGUCGUCGACAUCUACGUUAAUUAUGAUUGCGAUCUUUCCGCCGCCAACCUCUUCGAGAGGCUCGUCAACGACCUAUCCAAGAUUGCCCAAGGUCGUCAGGCUUUGGAACUCGGCGCAUCGCCUAAUCAGGAGAAAUCUAUGCGCAUCCGCGGAUUGGAGUGUCUCGUGUCCAUCCUGAAGUGCAUGGUGGAGUGGAGCCGGGAUUUGUAUGUGAACCCCAGCGUACCUGCGGACCAGCAACCGCUGUCGGACCCGCCAGACCCGGCGCCGGAAACCCCGCUACCGCGUUACGGCAGUGCUGGUAGUCUCUCAUCGGCCAACUCCAGUUUGACCGGCAACAAGGAGGUGCCGGAUUCGCCAGAACAAUAUGAAGUGCAGAAACAACAGAAGGAGGUAUGGGAGGCCGGCAUCGAGAUCUUCAGUCGAAAGCCUGGCAAAGGUGUGCAAUACCUGCAAGAACAGGGCCUGCUCGGCACAUCGCCGGAAGACGUGGCCAGGUGGCUGCAUCUGGACGAACGACUUGACAAGACAGCCAUCGGUGACUUCCUGGGCGAUCACAAUCACAAUCAGGUGAUGUACCACUACAUCGACCAGAUGAACUUCGCCGAGCGCGAUCUAGUCACUGCACUCAGGUACUUCCUGGAAGGCUUCCGGCUACCCGGCGAAGCGCAGAAAAUCGAUCGCUUGAUGGAGAAGUUUGCCAGUCGUUAUUGCGAGUGCAAUCCUAAUAAUGGGCUGUUCACCAGCGCGGAUACCGCUUACAUCCUCGGUUUUUCCAUCAUUAUGCUGACGACCGACUUGCACUCGCCACAGGUCAAGAAUAAAAUGACCAAGGAACAGUAUAUCAGGUUGAAUCGACGUAUCAGCGACAACGAGGACCUCCCCGAGGAGUACCUUUCCAGGAUCUACGACGAGAUUGCUGGCAACGAGAUCAAGAUGAAAUCGAACCCGAACAACAGCCGACUCGCCGGCAAGCAACUGAUCUCGAGCGAGAAGAAACGGCGAUUGUUGUGGAACAUGGAGAUGGAAGUGAUCUCCACGGCGGCGAAGAAUCUCAUGGAGUCCGUGAGCCACGUUCAAGCACCGUUCACCACGGCUAAACACUUGGAGCAUGUACGGCCGAUGUUCAAGAUGGCCUGGACGCCGUUCCUCGCGGCUUUCAGCGUCGGACUUCAAGAUUGCGACGACCCGGAGAUCGCGUCGCUUUGCUUGGACGGUAUCAGAUGUGCCAUCCGCAUCGCCUGUAUCUUCCAUAUGAGCCUAGAACGCGACGCCUAUGUGCAAGCAUUGGCGAGAUUCACCCUGCUGACGGCCAACUCCCCCAUCACCGAGAUGAAGGCGAAGAACAUCGACACUAUCAAGACCCUCAUCACUGUGGCUCAUACUGACGGCAAUUAUUUGGGUGGCUCAUGGCUCGACGUUGUCAAGUGCAUCUCGCAGUUGGAGUUAGCGCAACUUAUCGGCACCGGCGUGAGACCCCAGUUACUGGGUCCGCCGUCGAAGCCGCACUUUCCGUCGCCUUUGGCGAAUUUCGGUAAUCUCACGCAUUCUGUCGGCUCACAUCAAGCUAACAGUCUCAAUUUGAGCUCGCUGGACCCCAGCGUGAAGGAGUCCAUCGGCGAGACCAGCUCGCAGAGCGUUGUCGUGGCCGUCGAUCGCAUCUUCACCGGCUCCACCAGACUCGACGGCGACGCUAUUGUUGAAUUCGUCAAAGCUCUCUGCCAGGUUUCCCUCGAGGAGCUGGCGCACCCCACGCAGCCGCGCAUGUUCUCCCUUACGAAAAUCGUCGAAAUCUCGUAUUACAACAUGGGACGCAUCAGGCUCCAGUGGUCCAGAAUCUGGCAGGUUCUCGGUGAUCAUUUCGACAGGGUAGGAUGUAGCCCUAGGCAAGAUAUCUCGUUCUUCGCCGUGGACUCUCUGAGGCAGCUAGCCACGAAAUUCAUUGAGAAAGGCGAAUUCGCCAACUUUAGAUUCCAAAAAGACUUUCUCAGGCCGUUCGAGCAUAUUAUGAAAAAGAACAGGUCUCCCGUCAUCAGAGACAUGGUGGUUAGAUGCGUGGCGCAGAUCGUUCAUUCGCAAGCGCCCAAUAUCAGAUCUGGUUGGAAGAAUAUCUUCAGUGUUUUCCACCAUGCAGCUAGCGAUCGUGACGAGUCUGUCGUCGAGUUGGCUUUCUCGAUGACUGGCAAGAUAAUAAACGAGCUGUAUGCGGAGGACUUCAGCAUCAUGGUAGAUUCUUUUCAAGACGCCGUCAAGUGCUUGAGCGAGUUCGCAUGUAAUGCGUCCUUCCCGGACACUAGCAUGGAGGCAAUUCGGCUGAUACGUUCCUGCGCGUCUUAUAUCGACGCGAAUCCCAACUUGUUCGCCGAGGGUAUGAUGGACGACAGUGGAAUGGUUUCCGAGGAAGACCGAGCCUGGGUAAGAGGUUGGUUCCCGCUGUUGUUCGAGCUAUCUUGCGUAGUGAGCAGAUGCAAGCUGGACGUCAGGACGCGCGCAUUGACGGUGCUCUUCGACGUUGUCAAGACGCACGGCGCGUCCUUCAAACCUCAUUGGUGGAAGGAUCUCUUCCAGGUUCUUUUCAGGAUUUUCGACAAUAUGAAAUUGCCUGAGCAGCAUACUGAGAAAGCCGAAUGGAUGACAACGACGUGCAAUCAUGCGCUUUAUGCCAUCGUAGACGUCUUCUCGCAGUUCUACGACAUCCUGGGUCCGUUAUUGCUGGAACAGCUGUAUUCCCAGCUGCUGUGGUGCGUGCAGCAGGACAACGAACAGUUGGCUCGAUCGGGCACCAAUUGCCUGGAGAACCUGGUCAUCAGCAAUGGUAUUAAGUUUGACGAACAGACCUGGGAGAAAACGUGCCAGUGCGUGUUGGACAUCUUCGAGAGCACUUUACCGUCGGCGCUGCUCACGUGGAAACCACAGUCACCUAACAAGGAGUCCGACCUCGACGUGAUCACCGGCGAGGCGGACGGUCAUCAUAUCGGUAUCUUAAAAAGGAGCAACAGCGCGCAGAGUUUGAACACCGAAAUCCUGCCGAAAGCGAAGCUUUUCUCAGCAUUGUUGAUCAAAUGUGUGGUACAAUUGGAGCUGAUACAGACUAUCGAUAAUAUCGUUUUCUACCCGGCGACCUCGCGCAAAGAGGAUCAGGAAAAUUUAGCGCUCGCGCAGGCCGACAUGCUAAAUGGCAAGACGUCGGAGCUUGUAAAGGCCGGCACCGAUCAGCAAAAGGAGGAGCAGGGCAUGUACUGCGCCCUGACAACCAGCCACCUUCUGCAGCUGGUCGAUUGCCUGUUGCGGUCGCAUCGUUUCGCUAAGAGCUUCAAUUCUGACCACGAACAGCGCAACGUGCUGUGGAAAGCCGGCUUUCGCGACAACGUGAAGCCGAAUCUGCUGAAGCAGGAGACGCAAUCGCUCGCCUGCGCGCUGCGUAUCCUCUUCAAGAUGUACAGCGACGAGGUACAUCGCGUCGACUGGCCUAAAGUCGAGGCACGACUGGUCGAGGUUGCGUGCGAAGCUCUCGAGUACUUCCUCGCGAUCGCCAACGAGGCCCACCGCGACGCAUGGACGCCGAUCCUGCUGCUACUGCUCACCCGUAUCCUCAAAAUGAGCGACCAUCGUUUUGCGGUGCACGCCUCGACCUGCUACCCUUCCCUCUGCGAAGUGAUGUGUUUCGACCUCAAACCGGAGCUCAGGUCGGUCCUGCGCAGGUUCUUCCUCAGGAUCGGGCCAGUCUUCAGGAUUACGCAGCAGUAGUGACGAGUCGGCGAGUAGCGAUGGGCUGAUGACGAAUGUUUCGAGAUUAUUUCGACUCGAAACGGCGUAGGUUUCUAAUUGCUUCGAGUAUUAUUCGAAGCUAGUAAAAUAUCAAAAUUCCUCAAAUUUACAGCAAUUUAAAUUUAGCGAUAAAGUAUCGUAAAACGAGAUUUUAGCAUCCCGAAAAAGAGAGUCUCGAAGCUUUUAGAAUUAUUAAAAUUAUCAAAUCUGUCGAAUCUGUCAAAUCCACUCAAUUUUUAAGGAAUUUCAACAUCUUCGCGCAAGAUUUCAACAUUUCAAAAUUUAGAGAUUUUCAAGAUUUUUAAAAACUUUGUGAUCUUUAGCUUCAACAAGACAGUAAAGAUUCAAUAGGAGUUUAUAGUAAAUCUUGAAGAAGCCCUCAUUUGAAAUAAUAUUUGAAGUGGUUCGAAAUUCUACGCUAAGAUUGAAUCAUCUGAAUAUUUGCAAGAAGACAAGGUUGAAUGCCUAUUGUCUACGCAGUAGUAGAAAUGUAAUUAAUUGUAAAGCGCGGUUAGGUACUUCGGCCCGUGUUAAACUACUUACAUACGAUCCAAUGAUUCGCAUGAGUUUCUGUUGCACCGAAUUGUUUGAUCAAUUUUGCAUUAUUUUACAUCUCACACAUUUCACUUUGAUACUUUGAUUCGUCUAUGUGGCACACCGCAUUUAACGCUAAAUGUAGCCUGCUUUUUAUUCGUCCAAUGUGCAGAUUUGUGAACAGCGUAUCAACGGCAUUCUACAAUAGUAUGUAUCGUGUGACAACUUGUUAUAAUUAUAGUAAUAUUCAAAUCUAUAGUAUUAUCAAAGUGAUAUUUAUGUUUCAUUUACCGAGUAAUCUGCACAUCCACCCAGUUCACAUUUAGCGCUGAAUGUAUUACGUGAGACACGCACUAUUGUGCACACGUUUGCGCAACGUUUGUCGCAGAAAUCGCUGGAUCGCAUACGAGGCGUUUAACGCUACGUGUACACACAUGCGUCUAUGUAAUAUAUUGGAACAUAUACACGUAUAUAAAAUGGUACGGAAUAUCGUGGAAAUCGGCGACAUAAAUAUAUGUGUCUUUGUCGAAUUUGAAAUUGAUUCUUCUUUAGCGUAAUCUUAAAAAGCGAUUCAAACAAUCAUUUGUGCCGAUUUUAUUUGUAUAAUUUUCGUUGUAUAAUUUUCAUUGUCCGUCUUAGAAAAAAAAAAAAUCACUAACCAAUAUAUGAUGAGAGACUUGAUUUAAGAAUCUGAUACACUACAAAAAAAGACAUUGAAUUUUUAACAUAGGUUACGUUUUAUGUUUAUCUGCUAUUCAUUAGUCUAUGUAUUUCGCAAGAACGUAUAAUUUACACCUGGAAUACUUCACUGAAUGGACCACUCAUUGUUAUUUCCAAGAAAAGACAUUUGUUCUUCAAUCUCAAAAUCGACAAUACCUUAUUAAUUACAGAAUUACGUCAAAUUCAGAAUGUCUCGACAUUGAGAAGAUGCAGUUUUAUUUACCGCUAACUGUGUGUCGUCGUUGUUCCGUCAAGUAGACGAUGAAAUGUCGAGGAGAAAAAACUACCGCGAGUUCCCAUAUUUCUUGAAGAGUAAGAUAUGUAUAGAUUAUAAAUAGCGAUUGUGUGAGUAGUUAGCUAGGCAUUGUUGAAGCGAUAGUCUUUAUAAUUUGAUAGAAAACGAGAAUGAGUGUGUGCGUGACAAAGGGGCAAGUGCUGUUGUCAAUACGUAGAAAAUUUAAAAUAA
Molecule: messenger RNA, 6832 nt
Organism: Dinoponera quadriceps
Lineage: Eukaryota; Metazoa; Arthropoda; Insecta; Hymenoptera; Formicidae
Gene: Sec71
Product: brefeldin A-inhibited guanine nucleotide-exchange protein 2
Exons: 11
Coding region: 1-5091 (1696 amino acids)
Biological process (GO): regulation of ARF protein signal transduction
Molecular function (GO): guanyl-nucleotide exchange factor activity
Source: RefSeq, a predicted model, not a curated record